GGACGUGGGGCGUGAGAUGCGCUCAGGAAUUGCCAGUCGUGCAUCCUUCACUCUUCAUUCUCAGCCGCGUUGGAGUGGUUCUUCUUUGCGCAUCCUCCCCCAACUGGUGCUGAAAGCCCUCUGUCUGCCCGGACCACCCGUCUCUUCCUGCCUGCUAACCGUGCAGUCUGGCCCGUUCGAAGUAUCACAAGCCGUGAAUCUUUGCGGAUCUCACACUUAGGGCCAUCAGGCCGAAGAACGAGCGCUGCGCAUCAUUUUGUCAGGCAACUCAGGAGCUAAAGUCAUCGGCUUGAGGGUCCUCUGAUCCUGCUUGGGCGCUCAUAGCGAUCCUUUGCGCAUCAUGUCCGCUUUCCCUCCCCAGUACCCAUAUCAGCCACAAUUUCUUUACGAGCAGUCUGUGUUCCAGUCUUCCCACAAUGGCGCCCGUCGGUCAAAGACACCUUCAGAGUCGUUGAUCGGCCAUACCGGAUACUCUUCUCCUGGUGGUUACUCUCCUGGUCCUCUCAUAACCACGCCGCCGCCCCUAAGCCGCAACCCGUCUCAGCAGCCAGUACCACCGCAGGAGCAACUGCCGGAUCAAUCAUUCUGGGACAAUGGCAGCUUCUCAAACUCCCCAACUUCCGUGAGGACACCGGAUAACGAAUCUUUUGAAGUUGAAAUGCUGGAUUCAGACAUCGGGCGGUUCUACCAACAGGACGCCAGCAUCAUGACGACUCAGAGCCCUCACAACAACAUCCCGGCUGUGGACUCAAACAUGUUCUUCAAUGACCACACAAUUCAAGAGGCUCUUAACUCCUCCAUGGCUCAACACUACCAACAGCAGUUUAGUAUGCAAGCUGCUCAGCAACAGAACACCAUGUCCGCUCAGCCUCAGGGUGCUUUCUUCAGCGGAAACUACACUACCCAACCACAUCAACAAACUCAACAACACCAGCAAGAGCCGUGGAAUGCCCAAGGUCCCUCAAGGUUUGGGAUGGUUCCCCGACCUGGUCAUGUCAUGUUUGAUCCCGUUUCCGACCCUACGUUGUACACGGAUUUCCUCAAUGAUGACGUCAACUUCUGGACUGCAAACUUCACUGAUCCCACCGCCCUCGUCUCGCCGAGCGAGCCUAUGGUGCCACCUCAGGACAUCAUGUUCGGCUUCACUACGCAGAACUAUGCGCACCGGCCACAGCAUCGCGGAUCCCAAGGGUCUUUCAUUCAAAGCCCAGUAGAAAUGCGCUUCAAUGGAGCACUGCAGUCGCCGAAUCAAACCAGCUUUGUUAACUACGAUGCAUCAUCAGCCCUCAUUACAGACAGCUACAUUGUACCAAACCAGCUCAUCCCAACAUCGCCGUCUACAUCUUCGAUUGGGAACUACUCGCAAUCGUUCUACCAGCCCGCGGCCAGCCCGCAGGCCUCAGCGCCAAGCCCUGGAAGUUCGGACGGCAAGCUUUCACAUCAACACUCAGACUUCGAAAUGUUCGAGACCAUACCGACACAUCAACCGAACAUAGCCAUGUUCCCGCCUUCUCAGUCAUCGACCAGGGGGAGUGCGUCGCCUGCGCAGCCUAUUCCUGAGAUCUCAUUCGAUGUAUCCCCGGAGCCUGAGCACCUCAGACGAGAAUCCACCUCGAAAAUGAUGAACAAAUCAGGUGGUCGGGCGCUAGGUACACACCUUGACCCCAGAGUUGCGAAAUCUGCGCACGACAUGCGAAAGAUUGUAGCGUGCUGGCACUGUGUGCUUCAACGAGACAAGUGCGGACCCGGAGAUACCUGCGAGAGGUGCCAAAAGAGGUCGCAACGACCAAACGCCGACUGUGGAUUGGGAUGCUCACGUGUCAAGCUUAUCGACUUGGGCGCUGCAUUCAUUCCCCACCUGGUCUCGCAAAUGCACGAAGACUCUUUCCUGACGGCGUUUGUCACUCAGCACAUCCAUCAAUGGAACCACGUGGAACUCACGGUCAUGAUGACUUGUGGUCAGGACAACAUGCCUCGAAUCCCAGUCAAGGUUUACGAAUUCAUCCCUAAGGGCGAUAUGCUCUUGUGCCAGAUCCAGUAUCGAACAGAUCCAGGGUCGAACAAGCGGGUCAUGUAUCGGAAGCAGAGCCCACCGCUGGGAAUGGUUCACAUCAACUACGGCGAAGAGAAGAAGUACGAGAAGUAUGUCAGCGAUAUCGUGGACAACCAUCUGGAUGCUUUUGGCGAGCUUUGCUGGAAAGAAGACGACAACGACUUUCAACAGAAGCUUUUCAGACUGAUGACAAGGGUCAAGCCAAAGAACGAAGACGAGCAGAAACUGUUCCGUGAGGUCAACCGUUUGAUCGUCGUCACUUUCAUCAUGUCGCAUACCCUCACCAUUGCGCCCGAGACCAAAUACGCCACGCUGGCACGCAUGCAUUCCUUCAAUGGGCACGACCAGGACUACACAUCACCACGCAUGACCAACCGUCAGCUCAAAUACUUCUUCUCCAGAAUCCAACGGACUAUCCAAAACGCGCUUUUGAACAAGCUGCAGCAGAUCUUCAAGUCGUCCAAAGGCUGCGACAAGUGGUUGGCUGCAUUCAUCACCAUCGUUGGCAUGUGCAUGGCGCUUGAGGAUCAACAAAAGACGAUCCACCUUGUUCAAACGACCAAGUCGACGACAGAGGGGCUUGAUGUGCGCGAUGCACAAGCCCAGGCGGACCACGCCAAUCGGGACAUCGAUGCCCAGAUGCAUUUCAUCCAGCAGGUGUUCAGAUGGAAGUACAACCGCAAACACAACCCACUGCUGAACGCCGACCAUGACUGGGAGAAAGAGGCUGGGUUUGGCGAUGCAUCAAGCGUGAGCUUUGUACGCCAGGUCGCGCAGUUGGUAAAGGAGAACACCGACUACCUCCAGCACCGCGGAGCUGUUAGUAUUUCGUCCGACAACCAGACACAGUACACAGCACGACUCGUCGGCAAGUUCUUGAUGUCUUUCUGGAUGCCGCAAUAAUUGCAUCGCUCCCAGCAAAGUUUCUUUCUACAACGUUAUCCUCAGUCCUUGUGGACUCAGAUACGCCUUUAGCGAUACUGUGCACUUUCAUUGUUCGCUCCUACAGCAUUUCGCACUGAAAUACGUUAUACAACCUGCAUCACCAGGCACGAUUAACGACCCCUUAUGUCACGACCUCACGGUUACAUCAAAAUUAUUGUUGUUCUGCUUUUAUCAAGGGAGGUAUACCCGUAUCCACUAGGUAUUUCGGCCUCAUGGGCCCGCUAUCAGAACAGCGCAGCGUGCAGCAUCGAUGGAAUAUUAAUAAUUCAU
Messenger RNA from Boeremia exigua, 3268 nucleotides. RefSeq lists its product as uncharacterized. The coding region runs from base 341 to 2956 and encodes 871 amino acids. The transcript is spliced from 3 exons. The record is from RefSeq and is a predicted model, not a curated record. Lineage: Eukaryota; Fungi; Ascomycota; Dothideomycetes; Pleosporales; Didymellaceae.